AUGUCAGCAAUUUUAUGUAAGAUAUCACACCACCUUUCCACCACCUCUUUCCUCCCUACAACUAGCCUACGAUCAACCAGAUAUCUCCCUCAAAACCCCACCGGAGUUCCCUUCACGGCCAUCGUCGGAGCAGGAGUUAAGUCUACCACAGGAGGUGCCAAGAACGCCCAACCCGCCAGACUUGGAUCCAUUCCACCAGAGAAACCUGUUGAUCCUCCACCACUCUCUCCAAAUCCAACUCCAGAGUUUCCAGGCCCACCAAAGCCGGAUCCGGAGAUACAACCACCGGGGCCAGAAAUGCCGGUGCCACCAAAUACUCCUGAAGUGAUUCCGCCAACACCACCUGAAUGGGUUCCUCCGAAACAGCCGCCCGAUAUUGUGCCGGAACAUCCGACACAGCCGGAUAUUCCAUUACCUUUUGCUUGA
Messenger RNA from Cynara cardunculus var. scolymus (artichoke), 426 nucleotides. RefSeq names its product chitin-binding lectin 1-like. The coding region runs from base 1 to 426 and encodes 141 amino acids. Lineage: Eukaryota; Viridiplantae; Streptophyta; Magnoliopsida; Asterales; Asteraceae. The record is from RefSeq and is a predicted model, not a curated record. The transcript has a single exon.